AUGGCGGCGGCCGCGGCUCCGGCGCCCGCGGACGAGCUGGUCUCGUCGGUCACUCUGUACCGCCGGAGGCCGCGGCUCCUUCACGCCACCGUCUUCCCUUUCGUGGCGGUGUUUUACCCGGCUUGGCUGUGGCUGGGGGCGCCGAGAGUGUGGGAGGCGCUGGGGGAGGCGGCGGCCGGGGAUGAGGAGGGAGGCCCGAGGCCGGGCCCCGCUGCCCCCGAGGCCGCGCUCUUCGCUCUCGCCGCCAUCGUCGUCGUUCAUCUGCUGACGGCGCUGUCGGGGCUCUGGUCGGUGCACGCUCACUGCGCCCUGACCUGCGUGCGGGAGCCUUGUCCCAGGAAGGCCACGUUGGCCAAGGUUGUGCCGACACCGAAUAACGGAUCAGCUGAGCUGGUGCCUCUGCACCGAGAGCGGGAUGAGGACGGGCAGGAGGCUCUUUCCUUUGAAUUCCAGAAAAUCAAGUACUCCUGUGAGCUGGAAGGCAAGAAGCAGUUCCUCCCUGUAGCUUUCCCUGUGGAACACCCCCUCUCUUACUACCAGAGUGCCAGAGGCUACCAGGAGGACAAAGAGAUCCGGGCAGCUGAGAGGAAAUACGGGACAAACAAGGCUGAGAUGGUGGUGCCAGAGUUCCUGGAACUCUUUAAGGAACGAGCCACAGCUCCGUUCUUCGUGUUCCAGGUGUUCUGUGUGGGGCUGUGGUGCCUGGAUGAGUACUGGUACUACAGUGUCUUCACCCUGUCCAUGCUGGUGGCGUUUGAAGCCUCUCUGGUGCAGCAGCAGAUGAGGAACAUGUCAGAGAUCCGGAAGAUGGGCAACAAGCCGUACAUGAUCCAGGUUUACAGGAGCCGCAAGUGGCGUCCGAUCUCCAGCGACGAGAUCAUCCCCGGGGACGUCGUGUCCAUCGGCCGAUCCCCCCACGACAACCUGGUGCCCUGUGACGUGCUGCUGCUGCGGGGCAGGUGCAUUGUGGACGAAGCGAUGCUGACAGGGGAGUCUGUGCCCCAGAUGAAGGAGCCUGUGGAGGAUCUGAGCCCAGAGCACGUCCUGGACAUGCAGACAGAUUCCCGCCUGCACAUCAUCUUCGGGGGCACCAGAGUGGUGCAGCACAUCCCACCCCAGAAAGCCAGCACAGGGCUGAAACCUGUGGACAAUGGAUGUGUGGCCUAUGCUCUGAGGACUGGCUUCAACACCUCUCAGGGGAAGCUGCUACGUACAAUCCUCUUUGGGGUGAAGAGAGUGACGGCCAACAACCUGGAGACCUUCAUUUUCAUCCUGUUCCUGCUGGUCUUUGCCGUCGCGGCUGCAGCCUACGUCUGGGUCGAAGGCACCAGGGAUCCCAGCAGGAACCGCUACAAGCUCUUCCUGGAGUGCACUUUGAUCCUCACUUCGGUCGUUCCACCCGAGCUCCCCAUUGAGCUCUCCCUGGCUGUCAACACCUCCCUCAUCGCCUUGGCCAAGCUCUACGUGUACUGCACGGAGCCCUUCCGCAUCCCCUUCGCAGGCAAAGUCCAGGUUUGCUGCUUUGACAAGACUGGCACCUUGACCAGCGACCACCUCGUGGUGAGAGGAGUGGCUGGGCUCAGGGAUGGGAAGGAAGUGACACCAGUGUCUGACAUCCCUGUAGAGACCCACCGAGCCAUCGCCACGUGCCACUCGCUCGUGCAGCUGGAUGAUGGGACGCUGGUGGGAGACCCCUUGGAGAAGGCCAUGUUGAUGGCUGUGGACUGGACCCUGACCAAAGAUGAGAAAGUUUUCCCCAGGAGUAUUAAAACUCAGGGACUGAAAAUUCACCAGCGCUUUCAUUUUGCCAGUGCCCUGAAGAGAAUGUCUGUGCUGGCGUCCUAUGAGAGGAUCGGCUCCACUGACCUCUGUUACAUUGCAGCUGUGAAAGGGGCCCCAGAGACGCUGCAUGGAAUGCUGUCCCAGUGCCCAAGCAACUACCACACCGUCCACAGGGAAAUGUCACACGAGGGGGCAAGAGUGCUGGCCCUUGGCUACAAGGAACUGGGGCACCUCACUCACCAGCAGGUGCGAGAGAUGAAGCGCGAAGCUCUGGAGUGUGACCUUCGCUUUGUUGGCUUCAUCGUGGUUUCCUGCCCUCUCAAAGCUGACUCCAAAUCAGUCAUCAGGGAGAUCCAGAAUGCAUCACACCACGUAGUGAUGAUAACAGGAGACAAUCCUCUCACUGCCUGCCACGUGGCCAGGGAGCUGCACUUCCUGCAGCGGGAGCAGACCCUCAUCCUGCAGCCUCCCGCCAGCAAAGGCUGCAGCUGGCACUGGAGGUCCUUGGAUGGCGCCGUGGAGCUGCCCGUCCUGCCCACCCCCCUGCAAGAGCUGACGCGGCGCUACGACCUGUGUGUCACCGGGGAAGGGCUCUCUCACCUCCACUCUGUGAGCAGCCAGCAGCUCCUGAAGCUCAUCCCACACAUCCAGGUGUUUGCCAGAGUGGUGCCCAAGCAGAAGGAGUUUGUCAUCACCACCCUGAAGAGCCUGGGCUACGUCACGCUCAUGUGUGGGGACGGGACCAACGACGUGGGAGCUCUGAAACACGCGGACGUGGGAGUGGCUCUGCUGGCCAAUGCUCCCGAGAGGCUGCCUGAGAGGAAGAGGAGAGCUCGGGACGCAGCUCGGGACGGCCCCAGCGAGGGGCGGCCGGUCCCAGCCCCCGGCAGCGUCGCCCCCAAGCCCAGCUCCCGUGGUGCCAAGCACAGGGUCCUGUCCCAGAGGGAGGAGCAGUUGGCCAUCCAGAGGGAGCGCAUCAGCCAGGUGCUGAAGGAUCUGGAAGAGGAGCGUGUGCCGGUGGUGAAGCUGGGCGACGCCAGCAUCGCGGCUCCCUUCACCUCCAAGCUCUCCUCCAUCCAGUGCAUCUGCCACGUGAUCAAGCAGGGCCGCUGCACGCUGGUGACCACGCUGCAGAUGUUCAAGAUCCUCGCCCUCAACGCCCUGAUCCUCGCCUACAGCCAGAGCGUCCUCUACCUGGAAGGGGUGAAGUUCAGUGAUUUUCAGGCCACUCUGCAGGGGCUGCUCCUGGCUGGCUGCUUCCUCUUCAUCUCCAGGUCCAAGCCUUUGAAGACCCUUUCCAAGGAGCGGCCGCUGCCCAACAUCUUCAACCUGUACACGGUGCUGACGGUGCUGCUGCAGUUCCUGGUGCAUUUCCUCAGCCUCGUGUUCCUGUACCGAGGAGCUCAGGCUCGGAGCGAUGCCAGACAGGAGGAGUUUGUGGAUCUGUACAAGGAGUUUGAGCCCAGCCUUGUGAACAGCACCAUCUACAUCAUGUCCAUGGCCAUGCAGAUGGCCACAUUUGCCAUCAACUACAAGGGCCACCCUUUCAUGGAGAGUCUGCAGGAGAACAAACCUCUGCUGUGGAGCAUCAUCCUCUCGGGCCUGGCCAUCGUGGGCCUCCUCACGGGCUCGUCCCCAGAGUUCAACGAGCAGUUUGGUUUAGUGGAAAUCCCCACCGAGUUCAAGGUGGUGAUCACAGAGGUGCUGCUGGCUGACUUCUUCCUGGCUCUGUUGGUGGAUCGGACCCUUCAGUUCCUGCUGGGCAGCGCCAGACUCAAAGUGCCUUCCUGAAGGAGGGGAAGGUCCUGGGCCCCGUCCCUCCUGGCCACGAGCGCAGGGCUGGGAGCGUUCUCUCCUCGCUCCCAGGGCCAGCAGCUCCGGGGACUCUCCAGCCCUGUUUAACGUUCCCCAGGACGUGGCAGCGACUGGGGGGGGUUUAUUUGCCCCCCCAGCCUGGUUCAGGACACGCUGCCGCGGUUUGGUCACUAAACAAACACGAGUCCAUGUGUUUUGAA
Colius striatus (speckled mousebird) is the source of this 3797-nucleotide messenger RNA. It is a transcript of the gene ATP13A1, whose product is annotated as ATPase 13A1. The transcript has 26 exons. The record is from RefSeq and is a predicted model, not a curated record. Gene Ontology annotation, cellular component: endoplasmic reticulum membrane. Bases 1 to 3573 code for a protein of 1190 amino acids. Gene Ontology annotation, molecular function: P-type ion transporter activity; ATP hydrolysis activity; membrane protein dislocase activity. Lineage: Eukaryota; Metazoa; Chordata; Aves; Coliiformes; Coliidae. Gene Ontology annotation, biological process: intracellular calcium ion homeostasis; extraction of mislocalized protein from ER membrane.